GCCAAGAAGCCAGCUUUGCCUCCCCAGCUUUACUCUACAAGCAUGUCCUCAGACGUGCAGCCGUGUGAUGAAGCGGACCAACUAACUUCCAGAGAGCACCGGACGAAGGUAACCCGCUGCACGAGUAGCAGAAAAGCCUGAGAGCAGGGGCACCCCAAGUUGACCCCAUCCGGAGACUUCUUCCUGGGCUGAACACAAUGGAGACUGUUUGACAGUGGAAGUGGAGGUUUACUGUACAGUAGCUCAGCUGGAGUUCCUCACCCCUUCAUGACAUGCAGUGAGCCGAUGCCACUAACAGGUGCAAAGGCGAUUCAACGCCUGAACUCCAACUGAAUAAAAUAACAUCCCCAAGACCAGAUGCAAUGGAGAUGUUCAAUUUCACCAACUUCACCUACUGGAAUGCCUCAGAAGGCACUGACGCAGGGCCUGUCACUGAACCCGAAAGCCCAUACAAGACUGUGGAGGUGGUGUUCAUCGUAUUGGUGGCUGGGUCCCUCAGCCUGGUCACCGUUAUUGGAAAUAUCCUGGUCAUGCUUUCCAUUAAGGUCAAUAGGAACCUACAGACUGUCAACAACUACUUUUUAUUCAGCCUUGCAUGUGCUGACCUAAUCAUCGGGCUGUGUUCCAUGAACUUGUAUACAGUAUACAUAGUGAUUGGCUACUGGCCCUUAGGGCCUGUGGUGUGUGAUCUGUGGCUAGCCUUGGACUAUGUAGUGAGUAACGCAUCUGUCAUGAACCUACUCAUCAUCAGUUUUGACAGAUACUUCUGUGUCACAAAGCCCCUCAGCUACCCUGUCAAAAGGACCACCAAGAUGGCAGGGAUGAUGAUUGCUGCUGCCUGGGUCCUGUCCUUCAUUCUGUGGGCCCCGGCCAUCCUUUUCUGGCAGUUCAUCGUGGGCGGGCGAACAGUGCCUGAGAGGGAGUGUUACAUUCAGUUCUUCUCUAAUGCAGCAGUCACCUUCGGCACAGCCAUCGCAGCCUUCUACCUGCCCGUUAUCAUCAUGGUCAUUCUCUACAUACAGAUUUCUAUAGCCAGUAAAAGCCGGGUAAAGAAGGAGACCAGGAAGCCGUCAGGGCCCAACCCAGAGGCCCUGUCCCACGAGCAGGCAAGGUGCAGUAAUUCUGCCAAGCCCAUCAACAACAACGUGACAGCAGAGGACACAGGGCAGUGCAGGACCGAAGCCAUAGAUGACGUGGCCAACCAGCACGACGGUAAACUGCAGAACGGCAAGGGCCCGUCCACCACGGGUGGAGAGGGGGAGAUGGAGGGUGUGGACAGGGGUAGGGACAACUGUGCCCACGGAGAGGAGAAAGAGAGCUCCAACGACUCUACAUCUGGCAGUGCAGCGGCGUCCAACCACAAAGAAGAAGAAGCGGUGCCAUCCAGAGCAAACUGCAACACCGAGCUCGUUCAGCAGCCAACCCGCCACCGGGCCAAGGCAGGCGGCUCCAAACUCACCUGCAUCAAGAUUAAGACCAAGUCUCCCAAGGGGGACUGCUACACGCCCUCCAACGCCACGGUGGAGAUCGUCCCCGCCACGGAGAAGCAGAACCACGUGGCGCGGAAAAUCGUGAAGAUGACCAAGCAGCCGCCCAAGAAGAAGAAAGCGCCACCGUCUCGGGAGAAGAAGGUGACCCGUACCAUCAUGGCCAUCCUGGUGGCCUUUGUGGCCACCUGGACCCCUUACAAUGUCAUGGUGCUCAUCAACACCUUCUGCUCCAGCUGCAUCCCCAGCACAGUCUGGACUAUCGGCUACUGGCUGUGCUACAUCAACAGCACCAUCAACCCCGCCUGCUAUGCCCUCUGCAAUGUCACUUUCAAAAAGACAUUCAAACAUCUCCUCCUCUGCCAAUACAAAAACAUUAGGUCAGCUAGAUGAAUAUGGAUGUGAGUGUGCGAGUGUGGAUGUGAGCGUGUGUGUGUGUGUGUGUGUGUGUGUGUGUGUGUGUGUGUGUGUGAGAGAGAGAGAGAGGUUUAUGAUGUGCUCCCUUUCCUUUGUUUUUACUCUACGGCUCAUAAGAGAACAUGUAUCCUGCAGCCAUGUUGGGUUUGGCUCUGAUGAAUGAGAUUUGUGAUGCAACUGUUGAGACAUAAGACUUACAAAGAAGCACACAGCCAGGAGAACAAAUAGACCGAACUUGAAAAGGACAGUUGGAUAGAGAGCUCUGCACUGCACAAGACGAAUUCUAAGGGAAAAUAGGGCUGACUGAAUUCACGUACUUCCCGUUUGAAAUUCAGAAAAGAAAACCUGUAUAUAUCAAUGUAUACGCAAAAUCUAAGUGUGUGUGUGUGUGUGUGUGUGUGUGUGUGUGUGUGUGUGCAUCAGUCUGAGCGUGACAGAAUGAUCCAUCACACAGUUUCAGUGGAGAUGUCCGCCAGUAAAGACAGCACAAGGACAUACAGAACAUACUACAAACUGUUAUCUGUAUGCCGGUGGCACUCUGUGUUGGCGGCACACAAAGCAGAGCAGCUUGUCUAAACUUCCUCUCUGACAUGUUCAUAUACGACUGAGUAAUAUGGCUGGGAGCCUUCCUAUCUCCAGGGAUGGACCAUAAGUGGCCCCUGAAGGGCAUAGCAGGACAGAGACCAGACCUGGCCAGGGUCACCUCUCACCACAACGCAGGACUGAGGUUAGGAAACUUAUUUUGAAAAAUGGUCAUAAGUAAACAAAUAAAUAGAUCAUGUAAAAAUGCAUCAAAAAAGGCAUUGUUCAAUUACGUUAUUUAGCUUGCUAUUCGUUUUCCACAUACUUUUAGAUGAUCGGCGAUUUGAUCUCUAACAAUUCAUUACAUGAAGAGUUUGACGUUUAUUUGAUUGUAUAUUAAGAUAUUUUUUUAGUCAGAUAGUCUAAACUCUUAGGGAAAAAAAGGUGCUAACUAGAACCAAAAAGGGUUAAUUGGCUGUCACCGUAGGAGAACCCUUUGAAGAACCACCUUUUGGUUCCAGGUAGAACCCUUUUGGAUCCAGUAGAACUCUUUUGCGUUCCAUGUAGAACCCUUUCCACAGAGAGUUCUACAUGGAACCCAAAUAAACAAAAAGGGUUCUAUCUGAAACCAAAAAGGGUUCUCCUAUGGGGACAGCUUCAGAACCCUUUUGGAGCCAGUUUUCUACAAGUGUGUUGAUGCUUGGAGCUUGUAAACACAUUGAGGGUGGCAGUUGGCAGGGGCUUGGAGCCAAAGCCUAUUCAAUUAUACAGGAAGGGAUCUUGUGCUUUUCCAGGGGUGAGUUGGAUAUUCCUCUGAGAUUGGAUUUUCAACAUAAUUUAAUCCCGCUGUGUUGCAGAUGUUACCGCCUGUGACAAGAGCCUGUUGUAUGUCAGUCCUGACUGAUAAUGAAGAGAAAGAUUGAAAAGGGUUGUAUUUUUCUCUUGCUGUCAUCAGAGGUGGUUUGUAUUCGUUGAGUAGGGGUUACCAAGGCUGUAGAGUGAUUGAAAGAGUGUCAUAUCGUGGAGAUUUUAGAGGUUAUUUCAGUCCAUGUUUCUGUUGUUACUCCGGAAUGGGAUUAAAUACCAAUAAUCACAGGCCAUGGCCUUGUGAAUUAUAAGGGCUACUCGAUGUUAGAUGUACUAAUUCAUCUACAUGUGUGUGUGUGUGCGUGUGUGUGUGUGCGUGUGUGUGUGUGUGUGUGUGUGCGCGUGUGUGUGUGCGCGUGUGUGUGUGCGCGUGUGUGUGUGCGCGUG
Messenger RNA from Oncorhynchus mykiss (rainbow trout), 3680 nucleotides. RefSeq names its product muscarinic acetylcholine receptor M2. Gene Ontology annotation, biological process: adenylate cyclase-inhibiting G protein-coupled acetylcholine receptor signaling pathway; regulation of heart contraction; chemical synaptic transmission. Gene Ontology annotation, cellular component: dendrite; synapse; plasma membrane. Lineage: Eukaryota; Metazoa; Chordata; Actinopteri; Salmoniformes; Salmonidae. Gene Ontology annotation, molecular function: G protein-coupled serotonin receptor activity; G protein-coupled acetylcholine receptor activity. The record is from RefSeq and is a predicted model, not a curated record.